GAAGCAGCAGAAAGAACCAAGCAGCCACCAAAGCAAGCAGCAGCCCCAGGAGAAGCUCAGCAGCAGCAGAAGCAGCCAAGUGGAGCAGAGCCCGUGCUGCAAAAGGAUCCAGAAGUUUGGCUGCAAAUUUGUCACAACCGGGCCACGGCUCUCACCAGGCGCUGGGAAGCUUCACUCUCCAAGCCGAAGACCGAGCAAGAGCUCAUCAAUGCUGGGAUGUCGGUUGAGCAGGAGUUUGAUGCAGACCUGGCCAUCCAGAAGAUGAUGCCAGCGGGCACUGGCCGCGGAGGGAAUACAUGCGAGGAAAAAGUGGCAGGCUGCAUCGAUUUUGCCGCCAUCGACGAGAAAGCUGGCUUGCCUCAGCGUGGCCACCUUUGCAGCUUUCAUUUGUUCAUGAAGGAGAUCAAGAAAGGCCCAAAGGAUGCUUCGGUUGAGUGGAAAGCACUUGGUGAUGAGGCCUUUGUUUGGCUUGUGUUUGGGGCAGAUAUCAUGGCAGAUAUUUUUAAGGCCUUCACAUCGAGCCGCCUAAGCCAGCUGAAGCUUCAAGGUCCUGAGCUUCCGGAUAUUCCUAUGGAGCCAUUCCCAGAUAAGUUUGUCUUGUAUGACUCGGAUGCCUUGACCAAGCUGGGAUGCUCUUCUGCCAUUCAAUACCAUCGCACGGCUGCCUUUGAAGUCUUUCCAGAUGAGCGUGGCGGCGUAUGGUACUGUAUGCGCCAAAAUUUGGCUACAUAUUGCAAGGAAGCAAGCAAGUGGAAAGCCACCCCGGACAACCAAGUUCGAAAGCCUACGCCGGGACUGACACAGAAGCUUCGGGCACUUUUCACGGCCAGAGAUGACCCGUCUCUUUUUGUUCCCCUUGUAUCCAGCGGUUGUGCGAUAGACGGCUCCAUUGAUUUGGAAUCCUUGCGGCAAGUCUACAAAGACAAAGCCAAAGAAGCCAACGCAGCCACGUUAGCUGAGAGUACACCGAAGGUUGUGUCGCGGGACUGGACUGAAGAGGCCAUUGUUUAUACACUUCAAGCAGAAGGAUGGCUCGCGCGCAGCGCCGAUGGAAGUGCUCAAGAAGACCGCCCUACGUGCCGCCGCAGCGUGCAGACUGUGGCGUGGGACGAGCGCACCCCGGGUUUGCGAGUGAAACCCGUUGAAGGGUUGAGGAAAGGUGUCGGUUUGGAUGCCUGCAGCCUAAGGGUUGUCGAAGAACCCAAUAGCUUGAAGCCUAAGGUGGUGGCGUAUCUGAGUGGCCCAGUUCUGCCCAUCGGUGAAUGCCCUUUGCUUUGGUGGCAUGAGCAUGGUGCAAAGGCAUUCCCCGGGCUGACAGUCUUGGCUCGUCAAGCAUUAGCUUGCCCAGGUGGAGAAGGAACGCAGACAGCCGAGGGUGCUGGUUGGGCUGGGCUUCUCCUGGGGCUGCUGCUGCUUGCUUUGGUGGCUGCUUGGCUCUUUCUGCUGGUUCCUGGAGCUGAGAGUAACGAAGCAAUGGAACCAA
Molecule: messenger RNA, 1483 nt
Organism: Cladocopium goreaui
Lineage: Eukaryota; Dinophyceae; Suessiales; Symbiodiniaceae
Source: the annotation of a GenBank genome assembly